Molecule: messenger RNA, 5609 nt
Organism: Oncorhynchus keta (chum salmon)
Lineage: Eukaryota; Metazoa; Chordata; Actinopteri; Salmoniformes; Salmonidae
Gene: sart3
Product: spliceosome associated factor 3, U4/U6 recycling protein
Exons: 19
Coding region: 587-3469 (960 amino acids)
Biological process (GO): RNA processing
Molecular function (GO): RNA binding; protein binding
Source: RefSeq, a predicted model, not a curated record
AAGAAAAGGCGGUUGUCUGCUGUUUCAAAUAUGCUGUGGCCCCAAACAUUUUUUUUGUGCAUUCAAAAUAACAAAUUCUGAUCAAUUGCAACAUGUCUAUUAAGUCUCAUCUGCACAAUAAUGUAACGUAGCAUUUUGCCGCAUUAGCAUAUAAACAGGAAUCAAUUACUUCUGACACGUAUAGGAACAAAUAGGUCUACAUUUCCCACUUUGUUUUUUACUCACAUGAUAUGUACGACGAAGUGCAUAACAGUAAAAUAGGCUGCUUAUGUGCUUCUCAUCAUUACACAGCAUGCACAGGGACGUCGGCCAUUAAAAUUGCCCUACAGGAGUCCCUCUUUAAUUGCUGGGAUAUUCGGCAUCCGCUCUUUUCAGGAGGAAUCUUAGCAAAUGCAAUAUAUGGUGGUUAUAGCUGUUAUUGUCCAAGUAAUAUUAAUACAUAGUUAUUUGGUCGUGUUCUUGCCAUGUAGGUAACAUAUUACGUGACGUUUCGAAUUUAGCAUAGUAGAAUCAGGGGGUGGGUUUGCCUGCCAGGCUCUACCUUGGACAGCUCUCACUGCUGUUACCAGGCAGACAUAGUUCCAACAUGGCAGCAACGGGGAACGCAGAAGAGAUGCAGUUGCAAGAGAUGGAGGAAGAGGCAGGGAUGGAGAGAGAAAUGGAUUCAGAUGAAGAGGAGGGUAUGGGAAUCGAAAACUCCGACGAUGAAGAAGACGAUUCGUCAGAAGAUGAUAAAGAGAAUGAAGCCGAAAUUCAGCGUUUGGAGGAGCAGCUGUCCAUCAAUGCUUUUGACUACAACUGUCAUGUGGACCUCAUAAAACUCCUGAGGCAGGAGGGGGAGCUGCCUCCACUGCGUAAGGCAAGGCAGAAGAUGAGUGAGCUCUUCCCACUGACUGAAGAGAUAUGGCUGGACUGGCUCAAGGAUGAGAUCCGCCUAACCGAGGAGGAGCAGAACCGGGAGAAAGUCUACGAGCUCUUUGAGAUGGCUGUGAAAGAUUAUAUCUGCCCUGAAAUCUGGCUGGAGUAUGCCCAGUACUCUAUCGGGGGCAUGGGAUUGCCUGGUGGGAUGGAGAAGGUGAGGUCCAUCUUCGAGAGAGCCCUGACAGCCGUGGGGCUGCACAUGACCAAGGGGGCGACUCUGUGGGAGGCCUACAGGGAGUUUGAGAACGUCAUACUGGCAACUGUUCAGCCUCCCCCUGGCAUCGUCCCCACCUGCGAGCAGCAGGAGCUUCUGAACGCUCAGCUCGAACGCAUCCACACUCUUUUCCGCCGCCAGCUGGCCAUCCCCUUAAUGGACAUGGAAGGAACAUAUGCAGAGUAUGAGGAGUGGUCUGACCAGGGGGUUUCUGAUACAGUCUCCCAGAAAUACAAGAGGGCCCUGCAACAGAUGGAGAAGAGCAAGCCUUAUGAGGAGACUUUGAUGGCAGCCGAGCCACCCAAGCUAGCAGAAUAUCAGACCUAUAUUGACUAUGAGCAAAAGGAGGGUGAUCCGGCACGGAUCCAGAUCAUCUUUGAGCGGGCACUGGCAGAGAACUGCCUGGUACCAGACAUGUGGGCCAAGUACACCAAGUACCUGGAUCGUCAACUAAAAAUCAAAGACCUGGUCCUGUCCUCUCACGACCGUGCGGUCAGGAACUGCCCCUGGACCAUGGGCCUGUGGAAGAACUACCUGCUUGCCCUGGAGAGGCAUGGGGCUGACCACCACACUAUCUCAGACGUUUUUGAAAAGGCCCUGAAUGCCGGAUUCAUACAGGCUACAGAUUAUGUUAAUAUCUGGGAAGCGUACCUCGAUUACCUGAGGCGGCGUGUCGAUUUCAGCAAAGGUGAAAGCACCUUAACAUUGGAGUCGAGCAGAGAGCUGGAGGAGCUGCGGGCAGCCUUCACCCGUUCUCUAGACUAUAUGAAACAGGACGUGGAAGAGAGAUUUAGUGAAAGUGGAGACCCUUCCUGUACCAUCAUGCAGGUCUGGGCAAAGAUAGAGGCCCUGCAUUGUAAGAACAUUCAGAAAGCUAGAGAACUGUGGGACAGCAUCAUGACAAAAGGGAAUGCCAAAUUCGCCAACAUGUGGCUGGAGUACUAUAACCUGGAGAGGUCGUACGGAGAUGCUCUUCACUGCAGGAAAGCCCUCCACAGGGCCGUCCAGUGUACCUCCGACUACCCUGAGCAUGUGUGUGAGGUCCUGCUCACCUUUGAGAGGGUUGAGGGGUCUCUGGAGGACUGGGAUGCAGCGGUGCAGAAGACUGAGACGAGGCUGAACAGAGUAAACGAGCAGAGGGCCAAGUCCCUCUCUCAGGUGGCAGAGAAAGAGGCUCAUCUGGUCCGACAGGAGGAGCAGAAGACUGAACAGCGGCGGAGGGCCAAGGCAGACAAGAACCAAAAGAAGGGACAGAAAGGCAGCAGACCUGGAGAGAAGAGGAAGGCAGAGGAUGAGGAUAACGAGAAUGAGUGGGGGGAGGAAUCGGAGCAACCUCCAAAGAGGCACCGAGGGGAGGGCAACCAGGGCAGCUUCAGGGGAGGAGGUGCUGAGGAGUAUAUGGAGACAGAGAGUGGACUGUUUGGGAGGAGAGCCCCCCCUUGCCGCAGACAGGAAGCCCCUGGUGCUAAGAGGGGCCAACAGAUGGCACCAACCACCGUCCGGAAGACCCAGGAAGACAACCCUGAACAACGCAAGGAUGACUGUAGUGUGUUUAUCAGCAACCUGGCCUUCAGCAUGGAGGAUCCAGAGAAGAGACUGAAGGAGUUGUUUGAGCCCUGUGGUCCUGUCCAGUCGGUGCGCCCCGUCUAUGCUGCCAAGGGUUUCAGAGGGUACUGCUACGUACAGUUUGAGGGCAAGACGUCGGUGCCCGAGGCCCUGAAGAUGGACCGGCGUGAGGUCGAUGGCAGGCCAAUGUUCGUAUCGCCUUGUGUGGAUAAAAACAAGAACCCUGAUUUUAAGGUGUUUAAGUACAACACAAACCUAGAGAAACACAAGAUCUUUAUCUCGGGCCUGCCCUUUUCCUGCACCAAGGAGCAGCUGGAGGAGCUGUGCAAGGAUCAAGGCACCAUCAAAGACAUCCGCCUGGUCACCAACCGCUCAGGCAAACCCAAGGGUCUGGCGUACGUGGAGUUUGAACAUGAGGCUCAGGCCUCCCAGGCCGUGCUGAAGUUGGAUGGCACGGUACUACAGGAACACACACUCUCUGUUGCCAUUAGCAACCCACCUCGCAGAAAUGCAGCCGACAAGCCUGACUUCAGCAGGCCCAUGGGAGCCAUGAUGCCCCGGGCUAUGGUCUAUGGAUCGAGGGGAAAAGGGCGAACCCAACUCUCACUAAUCCCUCGUUCCCUACAUCGGCAGACUGGAUCAGAAAGUAAAGCAGAAAAUGGGACUGCACCUAAACCCACAGGGGGUGCAUCCGGAGACGCUGGGUUUGAAGCACAGGCCAAGCCCAUGUCCAAUUCAGACUUUGCCAAAAUGCUUCUCAGAAAGUGAAAAUUAUGGAAAAACGAAAGUAAAUCAAAUGACUGCCUUUUGUAUGGAAAGCCAUCUUGGAUCCUUGAGAAGAAAUGGCAGAUCUUGUGCUGUUUGACUCCCCUUUAAUCACUCCCAUGGCCUCAUUCUCCUUGUCACUUUUUGUGAGAAAGCCUUAAUCUCCCUGGCUCCUUCGACUGGCCCCAAACUCCAUAUUACCAUCCUUUUGAACAAUGAUUGAUUGAUAUUCCUUUUGAACAAUGAUUGAUUUUCCUUUUGAACAAUGAUUGAUUUUCCUUUGAACAAUGAUUGAUUGAUAUUCCUUUUGAACAAUGAUUGAUUCAUAUUCCAUUUGAAAAAGUGACCAAUUUCGGCUUGCUUUUUUUAGAUUGGAAAAGGUGUUUUUAUAGAAGACGUAACGUUUAAAUUAUUUUUUUCUGAAUUGAGAAAAGGGUUCUGUGUUUAGUGUUUUUUUUUUUCUUAACUGCUAAAACAACCCAGCUUGUGAAUUAUGUUUCUUGUUGUUUUUAAAAAGUAUAUGCAAGAGCUUGACAUUUGAGAUGUUAUAGAUUAUGUAUUACAACAAUGAAAAGAAUUUCCCCCCAUUUGUGUUUAAGUUUCACACAUUAUGAAUAUCUUUGUAUAUAGUGAUAUUCUAUCGAAUCCUGGUGUAAUUUCAUGUUUAUCUGAGCUAUGCGCCGUUCAAGCAGGCAGAAAUACAGCUGGUAUGAUGCGUUUUGCAUCAGAUGCACAAAAGCAAUAUAACAUUUAGAAUGGGUGAAUCUUUCCUCUAAGGUAUCUUCAAUGUCAACAUGCCACUAAAAUCUUUUGCGUCCCUUACAGGGCAGCUAACAUGCAACGAUAUUUGUUCCCAAACAGUGAAAGACUAAUGCUUCGCUUUACAGAAUAUUACCUUAAACGGCAGUUGUACAAAUAAUUUAUUUGCAGAUGUACUAAUUCCUUACCUUUUCUGUGCUCACAUUUACAAUGUAGUUUUCAAAAGUCUCUGUUCAUAGGAAACAAAAAAGGAAAGGCAUGUAUCAUCUAUAGCUGUUAAAAUCCUUUAUCCUUCAUCUAUAGCUGUUAAAAUCCUUUAUCCUUCAUCUAUAGCUGUUAAAAUCCUUUAUCCUUCAUCUAUAGCUGUUAAACGUUUUAUUGCUGGCACUAUAAUUGAACAGGUAGUCGUGUGCAUGUCAUUAACCCAGCGCCCCAUUUGGUUUGCUCAUCAUGUUUAGGCUCUUACCUGAAAUGAUUGAAGGGAGGACAUUUUUUGUUCUACAUUGUAUGUCAUAUUUUCCUUAGAUUGUUUCCAAUUUACUUCCAGGUAAAAAACCAUCUGUGGAAGUCUUGAGAUGGGUAGGGAAUGAAGAACUGACAGUUUGGAGAAGCUGUCAUCCAAGUAUUGUAAUGAGUACUGUCCACAAGUGAAUCAACUGUUGUUGGGAGAAAAAUCUAUGCAGCUGUUUGAUUGCAAGAGCCCUCCAUCAAAUCUGCCCUCCAAUAUAUGUUCAGUAUGUGAUAACAUCAUGGGAAUGCAGGUUUAUACUUAAUUCAGAACUGUCUCCUUUUCCUUUCAAAUCAAUACUGUUUGGAUGAGUGGGGAACGUCAAAUGUGUGUUCAGACUCCCAGUGGUUGACCAUAGUUUUGUAAUACAUUUGUUUGUUUUGAGAAUUAUUAGCUAUAUCUAUCACCACAGUGGCCUAAUCCAGGGUUUCCCAAACUUCAUCCUGCCCCCCGGUGCACAUUUGUUUUUCUCUCUGGCACUACACAGAAGAUUCAAUAACCAACUCAAGCUUUGAAUCAGCUGUAUAGUGCUAGGGGGAAUAAAAACAUGCACCCAGGGGGGCCCCAGGACCGGGUUUGGGAAACCCUGGCCUAAUCUAGUUAGAGACUACAAAUGUUUGAUCUUUAGAAGUCGCUUUCUGUUUCGUCCAAUACAAAAAUAUGGGGUGUGUCAUUUUAAAAUGUUGUCAUGGUGUUUAUUUUAUUAGAACAAAUGUAAACUAGUGUUUUAAAAAAAACUAAAUUAUCAAUGCAACUUUCUGAGAUUGUACGUGUUCUAUUUUUCUGUGAUUUUAUUUACUACUUAUUUGGUUGUAAAAUUGCCAUCUUGUGGUUUGCUGUUUUGGCCUGAAGUUUAUUAAAACAAUUCAAAUAAUG